Molecule: messenger RNA, 3299 nt
Organism: Centruroides sculpturatus (bark scorpion)
Lineage: Eukaryota; Metazoa; Arthropoda; Arachnida; Scorpiones; Buthidae
Product: leucine-zipper-like transcriptional regulator 1
Exons: 29
Coding region: 309-2942 (877 amino acids)
Cellular component (GO): Golgi apparatus
Molecular function (GO): protein binding
Source: RefSeq, a predicted model, not a curated record
UCCCGUUAUUAACGGUAGAGGACGUAGCAACGAUAUUUCUUGAAUUCAGGUGGCGUUAAGUAAACUUUCGUUUGGCGACUAAAGUUUUAAAGUGCUUAUGUUUAUAAAUAUGGAAAAUAUGACAGUUGAUCACAUUUACUAUUUUUGGUGGUAAUGUUUAAUAUGAACAGAUUUUUAAAAUUAAUUUAUCAAAUGGAAAAUUAAGUUCUGCAGUUUAGGAAAAAUCAAAGAAUGGUUAAAAAUGUAUUUAUGUAUUUGGAGAAAUGAUUCAAUGAAUAUUAUUUUUGUAUUAAUUUCCAAUUGAGGAAAUGGCAAUAGCAAGACCUCCAGGGAUGGAGUUCGAUCACAAUUGGCCAGAGAGUGCUGAAUGCUUGACAUUAGAUUUUGGUCCCUUUGAAACUGUUCAUCGAUGGAGACGAAUGCCAGAAUGUGAUGAGUUUGUUGGUGCAAGGAGAAGUAAGCACACUGUUGUAGCAUAUAAAGAUGCCAUUUAUGUUUUUGGAGGAGAUAAUGGUAAACAUAUGCUAAAUGAUCUCUUGAGAUUUGAUGUUAAAGAUAAAUCAUGGGGAAGGGCAUUUACAACAGGAGUACCACCAGCUCCUAGGUACCAUCAUUCUGCUGUCAUUCAUGAGAGUAGUAUGUUUGUCUUUGGUGGUUACACUGGUGAUAUUCAUUCAAAUUCAAAUCUUACAAAUAAAAAUGACUUAUUUGAAUACAAGUUUACCUCUGGACAGUGGAUUGAAUGGAAAUUUGAAGGAAAAAAACCUGUACCUAGAUCUGCACAUGGAGCAGCAGUCUAUAAUGGUAAAUUAUGGAUAUUUGCUGGAUAUGAUGGAAAUGCUCGAUUGAAUGACAUGUGGACUACAUCAUUACUUGGGGAUAAUAGAAUUUGGGAAGAGAUUCCUCAAAAAGGUGAUUGUCCUCCAACAUGCUGCAAUUUUCCAGUUGCAGUUGCAAGAGAUAGUAUGUUUGUUUUCUCUGGCCAGAGUGGUGCUAAAAUAACAAACAGUCUUUUUCAGUUCAACUUUAAAGAUAAAACUUGGUGUAGGAUUUCAACAGAACACAUAUUAAGAGGUGCCCCUCCACCUCCUACAAGAAGAUAUGGUCAUACAAUGGUAGCAUUUGAUCGUCAUUUGUAUGUUUUUGGUGGUGCAGCCGAUAGUACGUUACCUAAUGACUUACAUUGUUUUGAUUUAGAUAGCCAAACAUGGUCCAUAAUUCAACCUUCACCAGAUAGUGAGGUAUACCUCGACUUACGUCAUUUUGAGUUAUGUCAAUGUACUACAAAAAUACCUGCUGAAGAGGGACGAAAGAGUCUGAAACGCAAUAUUAUGUAUGUGUCCAGAAAACCUGUACCUAGAUCUGCACAUGGAGCAGCAGUCUAUAAUGGUAAAUUAUGGAUAUUUGCUGGAUAUGAUGGAAAUGCUCGAUUGAAUGACAUGUGGACUACAUCAUUACUUGGGGAUAAUAGAAUUUGGGAAGAGAUUCCUCAAAAAGGUGAUUGUCCUCCAACAUGCUGCAAUUUUCCAGUUGCAGUUGCAAGAGAUAGAAAAGAUAUGCUGAGCAAUAGAAUUGUUCUUCUUAUGAUGGAUGUUUAUAGAUUAGCUGUUCAAUUUCAUAUGAAGAGAUUGGAACAACUCUGUGUUCAAUAUCUUGAAGCUGCAAUUAAUCAUAGAAAUGUAUUAGUGGCUCUGCAGAAUGCAUCUGGAUUAAAACUUGAUUUUAUAAAAUUUAAUAGUUUAUUUGUUGCUGCUCGAUCACAAUGGCUUAGAGGGAAAAUACUUCAUUCACGAGAAAGACAAAGAGAUCAAUUGGAAAGAAAUUUGCCAGUUGGUCAUCAGAUGCAUUCUCCUCCGAUGCUACAAGUCCGGUUGAAAGAUGCUGUUCCAGAAGCAUUUGAACUUGUUCUUACAUAUAUUUAUACUGAUCGUAUUGAUCCCACCAAAAAGAGUGGAUGGGUGCCAAGAGAUUUUUCUCAUGAUCAAAUUGAAAAUACUUUAGGAAAAGAUAUGCUGAGCAAUAGAAUUGUUCUUCUUAUGAUGGAUGUUUAUAGAUUAGCUGUUCAAUUUCAUAUGAAGAGAUUGGAACAACUCUGUGUUCAAUAUCUUGAAGCUGCAAUUAAUCAUAGAAAUGUAUUAGUGGCUCUGCAGAAUGCAUCUGGAUUAAAACUUGAUUUUAUAAAAGAAUUUUGUUUGAAAUUUAUAGUAAAAGAAGGAAAUUAUAAUCAAAUAGUAAUGAGCAAAGAAUUUGAAACAAUUGCUCAACCAUUAAUGGUAGAAAUUAUACGAAGAAGACAAAUGCCUGUUGUAAGACCAUUAAUGGAACCACAAUUUGAUACUCCUGGAACAACAUUAGAACAAGAUAUGGAAUUAUUUUUAAAAAGUACUGGAAAAGAUUUUUGUGAUAUAAUUUUAUUAUUGGAUGGCCAUCCUAUUCCAGCUCACAAAGCUAUUCUUGCUGCAAGAUGUAGUUACUUUGAAGCCAUGUUUCGUUCUUUUAUGCCAGAUAACAAUACAGUAACUAUUGCUAUUGGUGAAAUGAUACCAUCAAUGCAGUCUUUUAAUACAUUAUUACGAUACAUUUAUUAUGGUGAUGUGACAAUGCCACCAGAAGAUUCUCUAUAUUUAUUUUCAGCACCUUAUUUUUAUGGUUUCUCGAAUAAUCGUUUGCAGGCUUUCUGCAAACAGAAUCUUGAAAUGAAUGUUACCUUUGAAAAUGUAAUUCAGAUACUUGAAGCUGCUGACCGAAUACAAGCAAUAGACAUGAAAAAGUAUGCACUAAAUUUAAUAGUUCAUCAUUUUCCCAAGGUGGCUCGAUUACCCAGAUUUCAUCUUCUUAGCAGAGAAUUACUUCUGGAUAUUUUAGCAGCACUUGCUGAUGACAUGAGUGAUUCCAAACUGUGUCAGGACAUGUCUUCGGCCAGUCUGUGCACAGACAGUUGACCAAAUUCAUUUGAUAAUGAGCAAUGACCUUUAUUUGUAUUCAAAACAUUGAUUCUGCAACGUUAAUACAUUUUAAGAAAUUGUUAACUACUUUGUCAUCAUCUGAGAUUUCACCAAUUCUACAUUUUAAUUUAUAAAAUAUAAACUAUUUUAAAAUGUUUUAUUUAUUAUUUACUCAACAUUUUCAUGAUAGUUUCUACAAAGUCUCUGUGGAUUAAAUCACAGUCUUCUUCUAUAAGCAAAAAUCAUCAUUAAAAUAAAUGGUGCACAGACUUAUAUUUUGCAUAUUAAAAUUUAAAAAUACUGUUUAAUUUGCAAAUAAAAUCAUUAUAAUAAUUACUGUAAAAAAAUGUAAAA